Colletotrichum spaethianum is the source of this 195-nucleotide messenger RNA. RefSeq lists its product as uncharacterized. The coding region runs from base 1 to 195 and encodes 64 amino acids. The transcript has a single exon. The record is from RefSeq and is a predicted model, not a curated record. NCBI's taxonomy places the organism in Eukaryota, Fungi, Ascomycota, Sordariomycetes, Glomerellales, Glomerellaceae.
AUGGAGACGCCUCAGGAUCUGCGCCCGCCGUCCGUCCUGGACUGCUACCCAACGGUUAACGCUAGAACAAAAUCUGGGUUCGUGAACAACCACUGGUUGCUGUUCGUCGAGUCAGACCAGCAUCAACUGCAACUGUCAUUUCUCAUCGAGAUUGUGACGGCCCUGGGAAGCUUGGCAACCUCCAACGUGGUAUGA